UGCCGAGUUGCCGCUGCCGGCAGUUGCGCGCCGCACUGACACUAGGAAAUCGCUUUCAGUUUAGUCGAUAAUGCCCCACUCACGAGAUAUGCCGGUUAUGUAACACAGACUGAGCGCACCCGACAUCAUGUGCUUUUCGAUACCAUCUCUAUCGCUAGUCGGCAUGCUUGACGUGUGAUCUGUUGUGUGGCCAAGCUUGAGGUCGGUUCUGGGUUGGACACUGGAGAGUAUCAAAACGUGCGGUCGGUGGUAGAUUAGGUCAACCCUUAAAAACUAAUUUUGAUAUUUCGCCGUUUUAGAGCUUUUUAUUGAACGUUAUAAGUUUCAUUCACGGUUGCUUGGAAAGACUAAAGCUUUGACGGUGCAUGAUAAAAUUCCGGGCGGGAAGGUAGAAGGCUUUAUAAAGAGGUCGGGAAAGAAAAAUGGGAAAGAAGACAAGGAAGACCAGAUGGAGGACCUUGUCUAUUGCUGAUGAACAAAGUGACAGUGAAGACUCAAACCCUGUGACCACCAACCAAAGAUCCAUCAAACAGUACCAACAGACUUCGCUCAACAGGUUUCCAUACUCCAGUCAGUCCACCCCUCGUCGAAGAUACCAAUAUGAUGGUACUAAGUCCACUAGAAGCAGCAGUACGGCUAGUGAGAACAAAAUAUCAUUCAACGAAGAUGAAUACACAAGAAUCACCACCCCAAGGCAAGAUGUACUAUUCAAGAAGGGAUAUUUGAACAAACCAAAGAACUACCAGACGCAGACAUCUACGGGUACUUCAACUACAUCGACAGGGAACUCGACAGGGAACGGUACUCCCGAUUACCAAUCUACAGACUUGGAAUACGAAUCACAGUUUGUCUUCCCAAAUGGUUUCCUAGACCAGAACGGUAUUUACUACGUAAAUAGCUACGAAGGUUACCCCUUAAUGUUGUUUAACCCCCCUACGUAUUACCACGAAUUCUCGAAUUACAAGUCGAAGCGAUAUAGCACUGGAUCACUGACGGAAUCGAUGAGCCCGAAUAACGAAGAAGCAACUAGUCAAGACUUGAGUGGUGGUGAGACGAACAACGUUUCUGACUAUAGCAGCGGCCAUCAUCAGAGUUGUCCCAUGGCCUACCAAAAUGGGAAUGGAGUUAAUCACACGAAUGAUGUGAUGAACGGCCAAGGUCCUCUCAGAAUAAAGAAACGAAGGCGACGAAAAGUUUCGAAGACAUGCACGGCACACAAUAGCACAGAAUGUAGUGAGGACGAGACAGACUCAUGCUCAGAGGAAGUUCUUACUCAGGUCGAAACACCCCUACAAGAGAAUACCUGUGACACAUCUGAAGAAAAGACUGCCAAAACUAUCGAACCUCAAAUCGUCCAUCACCAGAAUGGUGCUGAAGAAUCAACACCGCAACAGACUGAAUCAGCAGAAGAAAGCAACCCUCCAAAAUUCCACCUGAAACCGGAUGCGGAAGAGUUUGUUCCAAGAGCAUAUCGACCGACAGAGAUCCCAGUGCAGUUCAUCAAAGUACCUGCAAACUUUGUCCCCAUACCUCUAGUACCCUUCAAUGGCCACUCCGCAUUUAUUCCGCAAGGAAUCCCAAUAAGCUUCCCCCCACCCCCUCCGAACUUCGUGGGGUUCGUCCCUCAAGUUCCUCCAAAGCAGGAGGAGACACCAGAUGAGACGGAUAAACCCACUACGAACGAUCUGCUGACACAAGUCGACGACUGUGAUAAAACGAACACUGCCAAUGACGAAAAUGUAGAGUCAUCUAGCAAUAAAACUAUAGACAUAGCAACUGUCGUAUCCAAACUUGAAGAAGCUGUUAAAGAACAGGAGCAGGAAGAACAAAAGUCGAACACAAAUGGUAGCGACGUUGCAGGCAGUCCAAAACGAAAGACCUUUAGACAAAACCAAAGAUACAAGAGCAACACGACGUAUAGAAGAAACUACUGUAACAGCAUGCAAAACUCUCCACAUAGGCAUAUACAUCAACAAAAUGGUCACCUAGAAGAAACAAGUUCGAAUUUUUCACAGAAACCAGUAGACGCAGUUUCAACAAUACCUCCCGCGCAAACAACAGAAAAUUCUUCAAAUGUGACACCUAACCAAAGCGAAGUGGCGAGAAGAAAUUCGAUACCUCAACAGGAACAAACGUCAGUUAUUCAACAAAAUGGAGAAGCAAGUAACAAUAGACAGCUGCAAACACGAUUAAACCAUCGUAAUUCUCCACAGAGGCAAAGUAACCUCCAUGAAGGUGAGUCAUGCCCAAGACAUCCACAAAGGCAAUCCCCUCUUCGAAAUGGAGAUGCAAACGCAGCUACAGAAUCUCAUCAAAGCCAUCAACGAAAAACAUAUCAAAAGAAUGGAUAUGCAAACACACAAGGACAACCACAUAGAGAAGUUCGCUCAACUUCUUUACAAAAGCAGCAAUUCCUCCAAAAUGGAUAUUAUUCUCCUCAAAGGCAGCAAUACCACCGAAAUGACGAAACAAUUCAGAUACCUCAGCACUCACACCUCAGACAAGCUGACCAUGUGCAGAAGAAUAAAGAAACUGUACCACAGAAACAAGAGGUAUACAGAAAUCCUGAAGUUGAGGCGGUUAGCGAUUCUAGACCAAAUGAAACAAUCAAUGGUAUUAGAAAUAGCCCAGAAAAGUUUAAAAAGUCUUGGAGGCCUUAUCAAAACGGUGUAACUACAAAAUGGCAGUCAAAUAAGAAUUCUAAACAAGAAUACUCAAAAGGAAGCGGUAAAAACUAUUCAGAAACGGUUAAACAAAUCAGUCACAAACCGAAUGAAGAUAAGCCACAACAGAAAAGUGCUGCAUCGGUAACGAAUUCUCCUUCCAAAACCAGCACGGGUCCUAAUACUCCAACACACCAAACCAACCAGUGGAUACCAGUAUCAGGUAGAAAGAAACGAAAGAUCAAGGCAGUGGAAGAAUUUGAGGACCAAUCUAUUGAGGUAGAAGUUGAAGAAUCACAAAAUGACUUGUUUGAAAGUUACGACAUCACUCAACUAGUGGACGUCAUUCCUCCAUCGAAAGAAGAAGUCAUAAGCGUUGAAGUCUCUAAUGAAAAAGUUGAGGAAAUUAUUAAUGCGCUAGCACAGAAUCAGCCUACUGUUCUUGAAACUCCAGACUUAACGGAGGUUAAAUCUGUGACUGAGAUUGAAACUGAGAUUAUUACUUACCUGGAGACACCGGAUGAAGUGAGUGUCGAAACUAGUGUUGAAGAAGCUAUUGUAGCAAUAGAUGAGAUAGAAAAAGAAAGUGUGGCGUCAAGACAAAAGCAGAAGAAGAAGGGCACCCAGAAGCCUUUAACAAAGAGGGUUAUCAUCACGGAUGUUGACAUGUCUGACAAGUUUGAAGAGAUUAAAACGCCUGUAAAGAAAAUUGUGAAGAAAAUCGAGAAACCUGUGAAAAAAAUUGACAUUCCCGAUAUAAAACCUGACAUAGAACCAGAACCAGAGAAAGAGAAAGAAGUUGUAACUGAGGCGACGGUUGAAGAUGAAGACAAGAAGAAGGCCAAGAAGAAGAAAAAGAAGUACUCACAAGGAAGCAAAACCACAACUACUACACAGGCUGAGUCAUACGAUUUUCUAUUGGAUUCAGCUCUGGUAGUUGUUUCCGAAGAUAAAACCAACGACGAAAUCUCCCAGGAAUUGGACCGAAUCAUCCAGAAAGGCAUGUACAGCAGUCUAGAGGAAAAGGUCAAGUCUCUCAACAUCGCAGACGACUGUGAGGACUUCUUCAAGUCCGUUUUCAGCACGAUCACAUCCGAGAAGAAUGGUGGCUCCGACAUCCUCCAAAAGCCAGCUAAGACUUCAACGGUCGGCCCGACAGGCUCGGUAAGUCCAGGCAUGCUCUUAGACGAUAAACAAACUAAUACCAUGUCUGAUUUAGACUCAGCGGUUCAGGAUGGAUUUUAUGUAACGGACGAAGGCGAUGCAAAGACCUUGUAUCCCAUCACAGAGGCUGUCAAAGAAUGGAUGUGCCGCACCAGAGAGACUACUCCAGACGUGGAGAUCCUUAAGAGUCCAGGCACCAUCCGCAGGGAGUUUUCAGUGGACGAAGACAGCGACACCAUUACCAAGAGCCUUUCCGAAGAGCUGGAGGAGGACGAGAUCACCAUUUACUCUGCCGACAAGUCGAGUGAGGAUCUCCUGGAUUAUUGGGAUGAUGAACUCAAGGAGGAUAGUGCUGGUGAAGGUGGUGAAGCGAAUAGUGGCGAUGGGGGAGAUGUAGAUGUGUACGAAAGCAAAUACGGACAAAAUGAGGAUUUCAGAAAUAUACAGAUGGAGGUGAGAGAAAGAACUCUUAGGGAGAGCGUGAGGAGAAAUGGGGAUCUGCCUCAUAGAGCAGUGUGCUGCAGUGUCAUGUAAAAAGUUGUGAUAGUUGGGCAUCUCCAGAAAAUAUGAUACUUCGAAUCGAUAGAGUCUUCGAGCAAUUUGUAUUCGAAUAUAAAUAUAAAUGUCUCAUUUGGUGAGAUGCGUUAUGAACAAUCUCAGUUUGAGCUUUUUUUUAAACGACAGACUGCCCUCUUCAGUAAGUGCCCGACUGAGUCAAUAUUUUGACAGUUCAUGGAUAAUUCCAAAGUAUACAUUGAAACUCCAAUGUUGAUCUGUUAAAUAAUAUAUGGUGCUUAAUCAAUAUAUCGAACAGAAGGUUCUAUGUAUUUUUUUCAAAGUGGUGCAUCUGUUUUCAUGUCAACAUUGGCAACAUAAAUGGUAAAACAUGCUUCGUAUCUGUAAAAGAUCAUCUAGAAUACCUAAGCUGCUUCUUCAAAACAUCCCAAUGAACUGUAUAUCAGGAGUAUACGCUAAUUUCAUUUUAUAAAUAAUUUAUGGGUAACAAAUUACUGUUUCAAUAUGGGAUACAUAAUACGUAAUAUUGGCCACCUUACGAAGAGAAGGCUCACUCGACAUUUGAUGUUAAAUAUGAAUAUUUUUUGUGACACUAACAUUGUAUCUUGCAAAACUGGAAUAUAUAAUCGCAUAUUUGCAGUUAGAAAUACUCAUCAUCUUACAAGGUUCAUUUCUAAUCAACUAAAGCCACUCAGUAAGCUUUUACAUUUUUCUAAGAUGUAUUUAACAUAUCGGUACGAUUGAGUGGAAAAUGUUUUAGAAUAUCAUUACGGCACGACCCUGUUUAUGAAUUGAAUAUAUAACAGAAUUCUCAUUUUCAAAACUACAGUUGUUACACUGACUGCAAGAUACAAUGAUUCAGUGACAUAUUAUCCAGAAUUGUACCGCAAAUAUAUGAAAUGCUCGAUAUACCAUUUCAUUAGAUAAUUACCUUGUUAAUAUCAUUGUAGAUGAUCAUAACCGUAAUCGCUAUAAUUCCUAGAUGGUAGAUGCCAAUUUAUUCACUUAACACACCUAGGAAUUUAGCGUGCAAAGACUGAUGUAUGUACACUAUUCGAGCACAAUACACUAAUAUACGUGUGACAAGAUGACAAUGUACCCCAGUAAUCUUAUGGAAAGCAGAUGAAAUUACGUAUUUUUAAAAACAAAAUUGUAUGAUCAAAUGUACCAUAUUCAGUUGUAUAGUAUCUGCAUGAAUCAGUCAUGAAUUCAUAUGAUAUUACUAUAUUUACAAUGUUUCAAUUAUUUUUCUCAAUUGUGUCGUAAUUUAUAUAACAUCUGUCAUUCAAGAGUGACGCGAAAUAUUUCUAAAUAGAGACACAUCCUGAGCUGAUAGCCUUGCCAUAUCUAAGUAGAUAGACAAUUUAUAAGCAUCAAAAUAUAUGUUACAAUAUAAAACAAUCUGAUAAACACACUCCCUUCUCUAGAAGAUUAUGCAACGGUUACGAACUGGGGGGUCAGGUAUAAAGAAUUAUUUUGGCAUGUGAUAAGACCGUGUAGUCUCACUCAUCUCUAUAAUUUUCAAUGGUUCGAACUAAUAUACAUUAUGUUUGCACCGUAAGAUUACUAUGGUAUUUAUUUUAGAAGAACCAUCCUCACUUUAGCAAAACGACGCAUCUAAUAUCUACAUUACCUCAUAAUUUAUUUGUUAUAUACAUGAAAUUUAUGAUACAAAAACACAAUGUUGAAUUAUAUAGAUUUUAACACGGAUGUUGCUUGCACCGAAAAUUUAUAUAUUAUGACGUUCGAAACAUUUAUUUGUGUCGUAUGUGAUAUUGGAAGUUACCGUACCUGCCUUCGAAUCAUAAGGUUAAGAGGUCAGGUUAUAUAACAAAAUAAAUGUAGUGUAGCUAUCUUAAUUGUUUGAGGGGUCACAGUACAAUCGCGAACAUUUAUAUACGAGUACUAAUCUAAAAGGAAACCAAUACUGUUUUUUCUUUUGGAAAAUUAAACAUUUAAGCAUGGAUCGGAAUACACUUGGCUCACAAGUGAGACUUGGUAACAGGCUAUAAUACAGGGUGGUCAAAAUUAUGUGGAAAUGUCUGUGGGGUAAAAAGUACGUUUAAAAAGCCAGAAACUUCCUUUAAACAUGGGUUCUAAGUAAUACCCUAUAACCAAGAUACACAUACAACAUCCAAAUUCGAGUAAUAUGAAUAGCGAAAACAUUUUAAAUAAAAUGUUCCUGAUUGAAAGAAAGUAAAAUACUUCUUCGUUAGCAAUGUAACACUUUCAGAAAGAUCUAUAUCUUGGCAUGAAAAUGUUCUAGAGCCUAAUUCGUUUAUAGGUACUUUCCGUAGUAUUUUGAGGAAAUUGAUGCUUUCCACGUCUUUUUGAAGCAGCCUGUUAUGAAAGUACUAUGCAAUACAAGUCAAAUAGGUAAACGGAAUAUCGCAAAAUUUAAAAAGAAUCGUAAAUCUUGUAAUUCGACAAAAUAAUAAAUUGGCGUCUGUUUUGUUGAUUUAUUAUGCUUAUAAAAGCUAUUUAGUUUCGUUUCAAAUUACAACAAUUGCUUUACAACAAUAUCUAGUAAAUUUCUGUAGACUGUGACAAUAAGUUGCUUGUUACUAACGAUAGAGUACCGCAUACUGACCCCACAACACGGAUGUAAAGGCGAGGUUAAGCCAUCAACAACAGGGCACUGACGUGUCCAUCUAGUGACAAAAGUUUGUUUUUACUCCGUUAGUUCUGCAAGGUGUUCCUUGCUCCCAAAAGUUGCCAGUGCUUAAUACCAUGUGUACUUAUUCAACUCAGCAGAUGUAGAACAUCUCUAUGACUAGAGAAACCCUAUAUUUAGUCUAAACCCAUGUUACUGCAUAUGAAAUUGAUUAUUUUUAUGCAUCUACAAACUGUUGAUCAUAAUCUAGGUGCUGCUUAAGCCGCUUCAUGAUAACUGAAAAAUUUGACAGCACUACGAUGCUUCUAUAUGGUGCUCAAACGUUGUUAUAUUGUUGACUGUCAGGAUUAUAUUGUGGCCUAUAUAUAGAGAAGACAAGCCACGGUGUAUAAGUGUAGAGUGUAAAAUCACUACUAAUCAAAUUGAAAGAACGCUUUUGUCGAGAUUUAGCGCAAUUUCUAAGCAUUUUGUUGGAGUAUCUAAAAUACAAAACCAACUAAUUUUUCCAUUUAUUUUAUUUUGAAAUAGGAAAGAACCUCAAAAUGUUGACCAGAUCACAGUCUCAAAAAUUUUAACAAUCCAGAUAAUUAUGUUUUUGCUGUUUUAUAAUAAUACAAAUCCCAGUAUAGUUGUGGAAUUGCUGAAAGACGUUCUUUCAAUUUCGGUUGCUAGUUUAUCAUUUUGCGCUAAGCAUACAAUAUGCACAAUUUUUAGGUCUAAUUUGACUUAGUUGUUUUUUAUUUGUUAAUUGUUAUUGUUAAAUUAGUGUUUAGGUGUUUUAAUUAGGGUGGAACUUCACGUUAUUACACAGUGAAGCCGCUGCUACAAGUAGAUUAAUCCAAUCUACAAUGUCAUAUGAAAAUUUAUGAUAGUUGCCAUUGCUCACCUCGAAUUUUUUUGAUUUUGUCAUGAAAAAAUCUUAAUUGUAAAUUAGCAUAUAGUCCAUGUUCUGAAUGGUUGAGAGUUAAGGGAUUCAACUUUUUGAGCCCCAGAUAUCAAAAAUUGGCUAGGUGUAUGCCAAAUUAAAUUUUAGCUAUAACUCACGUGACAAUACAUCACUCGAUGGUAGACUAAUUUUAGAAAUUCCCCUCAACUAAUAAUUGAACAAAAAAGACAAAUCCAGUGUGUACGUAUUUUUUAGGCAUACCUACUAUUCCUUAAUAAGUUUUGUUUGUUAACUUUAUGAUUUUUUGUGAUUCUUUACAAACAUAUUUUGUUGUUAAUGAUUGAUUUUUGGAAUUUGUGCCUUCGCGAUAUUUGUAAAAUAAAGAUCAAAAAAAUAUGUUGUCUUAUUUUGAACAUCUCACAGCAAUGGAAGACAAAAACCUAGCAUUUGGGGUAAUAAAAGUGAAUACUACGUCUUGGCAUAAAAGCGUGACAAUUUUGAAGCUCAUUGUGAGUACUUCAUAAAAACAUAAUAUAAACUCACUAUUGUUCAAAAUAGCGAUCUUUCAGACUGUCAAAUUUGAGCAUUUUCAUAUAACUCAAACUUCAAUAAUCAAAACUCUACAGGGUAUUUCAAAUUUGAUCCUCACUUUUGAGAUCUCGAAACUUGUAUGCGGGCAGAGUUGCGUAUUUAGGUAAUCAACAAAAUGCCGCUUAGAAAGUUUCGAAAUUCAAAGUACUUCCGGAGAGAGAGACGGAAAGUGGGAUCUCAAAGCAAAUGGCACAUUAACAUUGCCCCUUUUUCUCCUCUACAAGAUGACAUAAUUAGAGUUUCAUUAUGAUGUUUCGUCUGUUGGCUUCCAGCAUAAUCUUCAUUUUUCCUUAUGGACGUCGCGCUGGAUUUCUGUGCAGAUAAUUACAGUUUUUAAUUCUGAUUUAAAAAUAUAUAUGUCAUACAUUGGCAUUGCCAAACGUCAAUUAUUCCAGAAAAAUAGAAUUUUCUAGGUAGGCCUUAAAACUAUCAUAGUUAUUUGUUGCGUAUACCAGACCAGACUUCAAAUUAAACAUAGCAGCAGAGUUUAGAAGACUGAGAAGAAGAGAAAUAAAUCGAGGAGUGUACAAUGCACAGAGAAGGGUCAGGCUUUGCCUAAGAAUAACGAACAACAUCUGCUAUGAUUUACCUCUGCUUAUUCAUGA
Molecule: messenger RNA, 9039 nt
Organism: Acanthoscelides obtectus
Lineage: Eukaryota; Metazoa; Arthropoda; Insecta; Coleoptera; Chrysomelidae
Source: the annotation of a GenBank genome assembly